AUGGACCACCUGCCCACGUGGAUAACAGCGGGGAAGGAAGCAGACGGUGCCCGCUGCGUGGACGACUCGGAGGGUUCUGAAGGCGGUGGACGGCAGCCCGCCGCGGACGGCGGAGAGGCUGCGGAGGCGGCGUCGUCGGCGCAGGACCGCGGCGGCGGAGCGGGGGCGGGCGCCGGCGCCGGGGGCUCGCUGAGCGCCGCCGAGGAGCGCGACCGCGUGGGCGGCGACCAGCUGGCGCUGGAGGCGGGGCCGGGAGCGGGGGCGGCUCACAAGCUGUACGCGGCCGCACCGGUGCCCGACGCUGCUUGGCCGGCACCCAUGCCUGACAUGCCCAAGAUCAUCUCACUCGACGUCAAGUGCGAGCGCGACCUCAUGAAGGUGUACCUGGGCUUCGACAAGCCGUUCUACGGCAUCGUGUUCAGCAAGGGCCACUACAGCAACGUGAACUGCGUGCACCUGCCCGCCGGCCUGGGCCGCAAGGCGGCCACCUUCGACAUCAGCAUCCACUCGUGCGGCACCGCCGGCAACUCCGAGAACGGCCUCUACGGCUACGGCGCAGACUCCGGCUCCGGCACCUACUUCGAGAACAUCAUCGUCGUCCAGUACGACCCGCAGGUGCAGGAGGUGUGGGACCAGGCGAGGAAGCUGCGCUGCACGUGGCACGACCAGUACGAGAAGUCCGUCACGUUCCGGCCCUUCCCCGUCGACAUGCUCGACGUCGUCAGGGCUGACUUCGCGGGAGACAACGUCGGCUGCUGGAUGCAGAUACAGGUGGGCAAAGGACCGUGGGCCUCCGAGGUGUCUGGGCUGGUGAAGAUCGGCCAGACGAUGACGAUGGUACUGGCCAUCAAGGACGACGACUCGAAGUUCGACAUGCUGGUGAGGAACUGCAUGGCGCACGACGGCAAGCGCGCGCCCAUCCAGCUGGUGGACCAGAAGGGCUGCGUCACCAGGCCCAAACUCAUGUCGCGCUUCACCAAGAUCAAGAACUUCGGCGCCAGCGCCUCCGUCCUCUCGUACGCGCACUUCCAGGCCUUCAAGUUCCCCGACUCGAUGGAGGUGCAUUUCCAGUGCACCAUCCAGAUCUGCCGCAACCAGUGCCCUGACCAGUGUUCCGAGGCGCCGCCGCUGGCGCUCUACGGGGCCGACACAAUCUACGGCCCGCCGCCGCAGCCCCUGGAGGCGUACCUGAACGCCGCGGGCGCGGCGCGGCCCCGCGACGAGCGUCGCGUGCGCCGGCAGCGGCGGGAGGUGCCGCCCCACGACGCGCGCCGCCAGCAGGACGCCUCCGGCUCGACGCCACCGCCGGAGAAGUCGGUGGGCGUGAACCGCGUCAUCCGCGUCGUGUCGACCGGCGACCUGACGUUCCCGCUGGACGAGGCGGCGGCGCGCCAGCAGGCCAUCCCCGUGGCCGAGGGCUCGACGGCGGGGGCAGGGGCGGGCCCAGACAGCGAGCCGGCGCCGCACCACCUCAUCUGCAUGACGACGCCCGGCUUCGCGGCGACGCUGGUGGUGCUGCUGGCCGUGCUGCUGGCGUCGUGCCUGGCGUCGGCGCUGCUGUGCGUGCGCCUGCGC
Messenger RNA from Schistocerca cancellata (South American locust), 1575 nucleotides. RefSeq lists its product as uncharacterized. The annotation marks the transcript as partial. The record is from RefSeq and is a predicted model, not a curated record. NCBI's taxonomy places the organism in Eukaryota, Metazoa, Arthropoda, Insecta, Orthoptera, Acrididae. The transcript is spliced from 7 exons.